AUGUACACGGAGAAGCUGAACCUAAACUCGGAAAACGAGAAGAUCACGAGCCUGGAUUUCCAACCAUGUUCAAACGUCAACCGGUUAGCCAUCUCCAGUUUGCACCAGAUCAAAAUUUAUCACAUCCCAGUAUACGAUGCAAAUUCAAGGAGGAAGAUACAAAUAGAGUUACUCUUUAUUAGUAAUGAUCACAAUUUGGUUUAUAUUAAUACGAUUAGAUGGAGCUUCAACGGACAGUACUUAGCAAGCUGUGAUAGUGGAGGCACAUUACUAUGCUACGAAUUGGAUUCCAAUAAAAAUGGAAAAGUAUCAGGAGGAGGAGAAGAAGAAAUCAAAACGUUGACAAAGGAAGGAAUUACAAAAUACACACAAGGAGGAAGUGUCACCAUCUCGGGAAAUAUGAACAAUAAAGAAGAUUGGAAAAUUACGAAAUAUAUAAAAAUUUUAGAGAGUGGAGAAAUAUUUGAUUUGGCUUGGUCAAGGGAUAAUGAACAUGUCGUAUGUGGAGUCUCGAAAGGAAUGGUUUAUAUCUUUAACUUAAAAAAAUCGUACAUAUCUCAUAAACUGUUUGUUAAAGGGACGAGGGAAAAUAUCAAAGGUGUAUCCUUUCAUCCAACCAAUAAUUCAAUUAUCGCACAGAGUAGUGACAACAUCGUAUGUCUGUGGAGAAAAAUGAAUAUCUACCCUGAGCAGAAUAACCUUUUGUUGGCAUGUGCUGGACAAAGCAAAAGGAGCUUCGAGAAAGAAGAAAAGGAUACGUCUUCUCAGCAAUACGAAUGUAAAAGUACAACCCAGGAGAAGUACCCACAGUCUCAAGCAAUAACCAGGGAAUAUUUUGAGUGUUUGUAUGAAGAAAAAAUGAACAAGAAGCACAAAAAUAUUGACACGCCAACUAUAAGGCAUAUUUAUUUUGAUAGUUUUGGAAAGUAUGCUAGUCUUACACAUAUCCCAAAUAAUGGACGUAACUGUGGAGUCCUUCUUAAAAUUAAAAAGGGUGAAGAAAUACACAGGAAGAGGUUGUUUUUGGAUGGUCAUGGUAGUUGUAUUAGAGUAGCUAAGAUUGGACAAAAGGUAUUUAUUGAUCGAAAAAAACAAAAAUUAUAUAGCUUGUAUUGCCAGUGUAGUGACAAUGGGGUCAUUUCGUUGUGGAAGAUAUUCCUCAAAAGGGUUAAGUACAAGCACUCGGGGAGGGCCCACCACCCCAGGGGGAACGCCCACAUGGUCCCGGGCAGGCAGAAUGAGAAGCAGAGCCAGGGCCAGAAGCAGAGCCAGGGCCAGAAGCAGAGCCAGGGUCAGAAGCAGAGCCAGGGUCAGAAGCAGAGCCAGACGCAGCAAGCGCAACAGCGGGAGCUAUCCGCCACGCCCAGUGGACACCUGCACAAAGGGAGCCAAAAGAAGAAAAAAAAAGUUAACAGAUAUGCCAAGUGCUUCCUAAUAAUACAGAACUUGCUAGAAGAACAGACCUGUGCAGUCGACGCAAGUUGGUCUAACUCGUCCGACCAACUGGUCAUUGGCGCAUCCAACGGCUCCGUCUACAUCGUACAGAUAAACGUUCACGCGCUCAGGCUGAAGCCCUUUUACAAUCACGUCCUCCUCGAGAUCAACGAAAUUACACUCAAGUCCAACAGAGACCAUGUAACAGACAACGCACAACAGAUCAGUGCAAAAAGUAAGUCCACCAAAGACAAAGUAGAAAAAAAACAAAGGAACAGAAUAACUCCCAAAAUUAAGUACCUCUACGAUGAGCAUGGAAAUAUUAUAGAAAACGCAAAGUCGCAUGAGGUGAUUCAUAUUCUACAGUGCUCAGUUUGUACUUACGACGUGGAUGUAGAUCGCUACCUUAGGGGUAGUUUGAAAGGGGGAACUUCUUGGGGGGGUCCCAUUUUCGGGGAGGGAAAGAGUAGUAACAGUCCUGUCAGUUGCAUCUUUGACUUUCCCUCCUUCGUGAGGUCCUUCCUUUUUGUAGUUCUCAAAUGCGUCGAGUUUGUACUGGGGAGACUGCUUCCCCUGUGGGAGGCACGUGUUGCGGCUGCGGAACCACCCCAGGAGGGUAGUAGUCAGGGAGGUGGGAGUGGCCACAGCGGUCAGGGCGGUCAUAGCGGUCAGGGCGGUCAUAGCGGUCAGGGCGGUCAUAGCGGUCAGGGCGGUCAGAGCGGUCAGGGCGGUCAGAGCAGCCAGGGCAACCAGCGCGGCGGGGGUGGUGGCGCGAGUAACGGUAUGAGCGGUGCUGUGGGUAGCGCCGGUGGGGGGGGAGACAGCGGAACGAUGGGCAGUGGCGACGGCGGAGACGAUGGGAAUGACAGGGAUCGGGACAGGGGAAAUGACGCCAAGGAGGAGGAGAACGAAGACGAGGAUGACGACGGUAAGGAGGAGGACACUCACAGGGAGAAUGACUCUCACAGGGAGAAUGACUCCCAUAGGGAUAAUGACUCCCACAGGGAUAAUGACUCCCACAGGGAGAAUGACUCCCACAGGGAGAAUGACACCCACAUGGACAGUAACCCCCGCGCUAGCAACAGCCGUAGCAUCUACAGCAGGAGCAGCAACAGUCGAAGCGGCCCCCCCACGGGUGCAGCGGAAGAACCGAAGGAUGACAAGAAAAACGCCAGUCAAAGUAAAGGAAAGGGAAAAAUCAAAAAUAAAACAAAAACGAAAGUAAAAAGCAUUAAAGAAAAAAAGACAAAAAAUAAAAGCCCUAGAGAGAAGAAAGGGAGCAAACUCAUUAAAGGUAAUCUCGAAAUCGGACACUACCUGACUAGCAGUGAAAAUUUAAGUGUUGUUAAUGUAGAGUACCUUCAUGAGGGCAAUGAGGACAAGAACAGCAUCGGUCGAAGCAUCGGUCGAAGCAUCGGUCGAAGCAUCAGUCGAAGCAACGGACGCAGCGACGGACGCAGCGACGGACGCAACGACGGACGCAACGACGGACGCAACAACGAACGCAGCAACAGCAAUAGCAGCGGCUGCAGCAAGAGCAACAGCCACAGCCACAGCAACAGCCACAGCCACAGAGAUCGUCGGACCCCCCCUGCAUACUUCCCAAAUGAUGACAGCAGCAGGGCCUCCCUUAUGAACUCUCUCAAUGCAGAGGAGUCAAUGGAAGAGACGAGCAAAAAUAUUGACUUAAAAAUUUUGGAUAUUAUUAGAAAUAAUUACAAUAAAGAGAGUUACACAGAUACGACUAUACCACUUCUGCAUGACGAUCUGUGCAGACUCCCUCGGAUGGAAGACUGUGAUGAGAAAAACAGUUGCAUGAACAAGCUGGAUGGGAGUUCUAGGCAUUUGGUGCAGAAGGAAGAAGGGGGGGGGAGUGUUGUACGCCUCUCAGAUUUGAAGGGAAGCGAAGAUGGGAAGAAACAUAAAAUGAAGAAGGAGAGUUCCGUGGCUAGUAAAAGGGAGACGAAGAAGGGUGUCAAGGGUGGUGAGGGGAAGAAGAACGUCAAGAAUCAGCGAAAGGAGGGCACCAAAGAGGGGAAGAAAAGGCCCAAAAAGGGGGGAACAACAGGGGUGACAGGGGUGACUGGUGCGGCUGGGGCGGUUGGAACAUCCGCAGGAGAAGCGACUGCAGCAGGGGUGGGAACUGCCAACGGGACAGCCAACGGGACAGCCGACGAAACCGCUGACGGAACAGUCGACGGGAUAGCCGACGGAACCGCUGACGGAACAGUCGACGGGAUAGCCGACGGAACCGCUGACGAAACCUCUGUGCGCGAAGCGGAGGGGACCAAGGCAGCAGCGACAGUAACGUCGGAGGGACAGGCAGAGCCCCCAGGGGAGCAACCCAAAGGGGAGUCUCCAGAAGCGCCUCCGGCUGAGGCGAUUAUGCAACCAAGGGAGCAGUUGAAUGGGGACCCACCGGGAGGAAUGGCGGAAGAGGUAGCGGGGAAGUGCUCGCCAAAGUCCAAAAAGGAGGCAAAGGAGGCAAAGGAGGUAAAGGAGGUAAAGGAGGUAAAGGAGGCAAAGAAGGAGGCAAAGAAGGAGGCAAAGAAAGAGGCAAAGAAAGAGGCAAAGAAGGAGGCAAAGAAAGAGGCCAAGAAAGAGGCCAAGAAGGAAGCCAAGAAGGAGGCCAAAAAAAAGGCCAAAAAGGGAGAAAAAAACAAAAGCGAAAAUGGAGGUGAAGACAAGGCGAUCGAGCACGUGGGCAGUCCAGUGGAGGAUAAGGGGGACACCCAGGACGACGGGAAGGGGGAGGAUUUGAAAGGAGACGCACCGGAUGGAGUGUGCAGUGAAGCGAGGGAAGCCAAAAAGGAGGCCAAAAAGGAGGCCAAAAGGGAAGCCAAAAAGGAGGCCAAAAAGGAGGCCAAAAGGGAAGCCAAAAGGGAGGCCAAAAGGGAGGCCAAAAAAGAGGCUAAAAAAGAGGCCAAAAAGUGCACAAGCAAAAAACCAAGUAAAGACCCCAGCAAAGACCCAAGCAAGGAUCCCAGCAAAGACCCAAGCGGAGACGCCAGCGCGAAAAAAAAGAAGCGGUCUAAGAAACGCAAAGGCGGCAACGACUCCGACAUGGAGUGGGAGAAUUUCAACCCCCACGCGGAGCUCUGCUACCCAGAGGAAACGCAGGUCGUACCCAAAGGGGCACCAAAAGGAAGCAAGGAAAUCAUGGACUCAUACAAUAUGAAAAAAAAGGAAACACAGAAAGGGAAAAAUAAGAGUAGUGAGUUUUGUUCUUCCAAUGAUGUGAUCGUUGGAGAGUUAUCUAAAUCGAACGAGGUUAAGGGGAACUAUACGAGUGAAAGUCCUGAGGAUUGUCACAACCAGGACCGGACAAGCGUGACGCACAAAAAUGAGAUGAAUCUGCAAGGAGCACAGUUAGCACAACCAUGUGAGCGCAUUAAGAAAGACGGUGUAGUGAGGAGGAACCCCUGGCUGGAGGAUGGUAAAGAGGAAUACAGUGACGGAUACAGUAGGGGGGAGGUCUAUAGCGGUGAAUAUGCUGAUGAGUACAUGGACACACGUAGCGGGGUGCAUAAUGGUGACUACAAAGAGGGUCGCUUCGGAUACCGUGUUGGGAGGUCCAAUGAUGCCCAUGUCAACACCAACCAGGAAAGAAAAACAAUACAUAAGAGAAGCUUCGAACGGACGAGUGCAUAUAGUUCAAACGAGUUUAGCAAAAGAGAACGACCAAAUAAAAAAGGCAAAAUGGAAGGAACGUUUUUUUAUUCGAAUGGGAUCUCAGAUCAGAGGAUGUACGGUGUGCCAAUGAAGACGGACAUGGUAGGGGGUGGUCAUGCUGGAGAAGAAGAAGACUCAUGGGUGCGCGAUGCGAUGGGUGGUGCAGGUAGGAUGGAGAGAGAGAGAGUGAAGAAGCACCUGGUAGAGGCAGCCCAUGUGGGUGCAAGGGGAGAAGAAGGAGACGAUGAAGAGGGAGAGGAGUCGGAUGUGGUCGAUUCCGAGGGGGAAGAAGGUAACGGCGCGGGGGCUCGAAGAGUAAUGCGGCGUGGGCGAGUCCUGCGGGAGAUGCCCCACAUGCAGCUGCAGGCGCUGGCGGAGCAAUCGCAUGCGAGGGAAUCACUUCCGGGGCAACCACUUCCGAGGCAGUCGCAGCUGUACGACGAAGUGGACGAGACGCACAGCUACACCGAGAGGGAAGUCAAACGGAUGGCGGAGGACUCGCUGGAGACGGAGGAGCACUACUACGGUUGGCCUGAGAGGGAAGGCGCAGAACAGCAGGAGAUAGUUCCCUACGGCGUAAAGAAGGAAAGCCAUUACGAAGAAAAUCCCAGAAGAAACGACGUAAACGUGAAUACGUUGAGGAGGUAUACAUUAGAUAGAGGAAACAACAGAGGAAAUGGCAGCGUAAAUAACAGAGGAAAUGGCAGCGUAAAUAACAGCGGUAGUAAGAGGGGCCCAACUGAGGGACUGAAGAAAAUCGUCAGAAGAGGUGGCGCCUCCAACAGGAAUCACAUCCACGGGGACAGGAACUGGAAUAAUGUGUGCACUGCAUCUGAGGGAGAGGAAGACACGUUGAGUAGCGACGAAAACGGAGGAAGCACCUACAGUGAUGCAAUCAACGGAAGCAACUACACAGGAGAGGAACGAGCCGACUUUGCACAAAGGAGUGAGAAAAACAACACAGAUAAUGUACACGUGGAGAAAUACAAAAACAAAAUAUUCUUCUUUGACAGUAGAGGACAUAAUUGUAUCAUCUGCUGCAUGUUGGGGGAUGGCAUUACCAACCCUAUAGGUCAUGGUACCCAUGUCCUGAGGGAAAGGAAGCCUUUUUAUCUCCUGUGGGAAGAUGAAGUGGCAGGAAAACUGAUGAAGAAACUCUUUUUUGGCAACUACCUCUUCGUAGUAACAGAACAAAAUGGGCUCUACAUACUUAACGUGUUUCAUAUAGAGAGCAGGUUAGUAGUAUGCAAUUUUAUUCUCCCAAUCACUAAAGGAAUUUGUGAUAUUUCAAUCAUAAAGAGUUUACGAGUUGGGAUGGAUAUCUACACCUUUUUCUACCUCCAUGACUCCAGGAAAGGUUACUUCAUUUUCCAGCUACUGAAUUAUUGCACCGUUUCGUUGCUCUAUCAAUUUGAGACUUCCGAACUGGGGGUCGAAGUGCAGAGCAUGAGGAUGAGUUUUAUUGAGAGAUUGAGCAGGAGUGGUGGUACCCAGGGGGGGGUGAAGAAGUGGAAGAAACGUCUCAGGAGUUUUGCGAGGCAUGUGUUAGCCCAACAGGGAAAGGGUGACGUGGUUAGCGGCAAGGGGGGUAGCGGCAAGGGGGGUAGCGGCAAGGGGGGUAGCGGCAAGGGGGGUAGCGGCAGAGGGGGUAGCGGCAGAGGGGGUAACGGCAGAAGGGGAAGUACCCUAAAGGGGUUCCUCAAAAAGUCCAAAAUGAAGACAAAGACGAAUAUGAGUACAAAAAUGAGGCCGCAGAGGAGGACGAAGGGGAGGGCCAGUUGCGGGACCAUCCCCAAGGGAGGAAUGACCAAGGAAGAUAAUGAAGAAAAAAAAAAGGAGAAGGAUAUUCAGAAGUUAAUAAAAUAUAUGACCUUUUAUGAAUACCCUAGUGAGACUAACCACGAAGGGGAAGAUCCAGAAAAGGUGAAUCCAAAGUGGAUGGAAUUCCCGGCUAACGUAGGGGGGAUAAAAAGGGAGAAAUUUUCCACGGGGAGAGACACUUCUCCGUUUUGCAUUUGGGGAAAUGCGGACGGGGGAGAAGACCGGAUGAGCGUUAGGACCUACCGGGGGGGGGUGACCAUGGGGGGGCUCUCAGGUGAGGCUCAUUUCGAGCACCGUGUGAACAGCGAGAGUAGCGGAGGUAUUGGCAGUAUCGACCGUGUCGACCGUAUUGGCAGUGUCGACCGUAUUGGCGGUAUCGACCGUGUCGACCGUAUUGGCAGUGUAGACCGUGUCGACCGUAUCGGCGGCGUGGGCCCCCCUGUGGAGAACGACCUGGCCAUGCCUUCCUCCCUCUUCCCCGCGAACGGAUCGGGCCUGUUGACUCGUUACCCAGCGCACCUCUCAGCAAAAGACCGCGCAGAAGGAUAUCGCGCAGAAGGACUUCGCGCAGUGGAUCACCAAAAUGGGAGGAACUGGCUGCACCCCACGAAAAGGAAAACACAGAUGAACGACGAGUUCGACAGUAACAUAAACGGAUGCGACCUUUUGUAUGAUAUGAUUUACAGAAAGAGGAGCUUCCUCUACAGCUACAUGUGUAUUUUUGUAUACUUAAAGAAUGGGAUGAUUUUUUUGGUCCGCAGAAACUUGAUUGCGAAGGGGGGACAAGCGGGGGGACAAGCGGGGGCACACCAUAUGGGCAACCAGAUUGGCAACCAAAUGGGCAACCAAAUGGGCAACCACGUGACUGCCCUCUCGCUAACCGAGCAGCUGUACCAUGAUGACGGGGUGACCCUCGUGUCGCGCCUGGACAACGUGUACUACAACAAGGCGCUCUACUGUGAUGUGCAGAUCGAGGAGGAGGGCGGUGCGGACGUGAGCAUGGUGGGCGGUGCGGACCUUCGCAUGUUGAACGUUAGCAUGGUGAACGUUAGCAUGUUGAACGAUAGCGCCGUCGAUGGUGGCGGCCUCCUCAGCAGAAACGCUCCUAGCGCAGGAGGAAACGAACACAUGAACACGUGCGAUAACCUGCACGCGAUACAAAAAGAGGGACUAAAAAACCUGUACACGUAUAGCAACUUUUUUAGCGUAUAUGAUUUUGACAUAAAGGAGCUACUCAGGAGUGACGAUAUCUUUGAGGAGGUGAAGGGGAGGAGGAGGAGGAAGAAGAAGAAGAAGAGGAGGACGAAAAAGACGAAGAAGACGGAGAGGGCGGAUAUAACGGAUUGGGCGGAGAAGAAAAACAGGACCAAAUGGAAACACCUGCCGGGAGGAAGAGAUGACGCUGGAGGGGAGGUACUCCAGGAAUACUGUCCAUAUCCAAGGGAGGGCUCCACUGUCAACACAGCAACUGAGCUCUUCCCAAACAUAAAUCUAGCUCAUAAGAUGUCCCCCAUUUCGAAGAGAAAAAAUUGCUUUUUAAAAGACGUCAGUCAAGGGGACAGUGGGGUGAAGCAUUUACCAAGCGAAGUGCAGGGGGGGGGGUUAAAGGGCCCCCAUUUGGAGUCAGUCAUGAUGGAGACGACCAAGUUGGAUACGACUAAGUUGGAGACUGCCAUGUUGGAAGCUGCUAAGUUGGAGACGGCCAAGUUGGAGACUGCCAAGUGGGGAGGCAAAUGGAUGGAGACCCCGCAGCUGGGAAGCGAGAAGGUGGCAUGCGUGAGUCUCCAACUGGAUGAGCCGAAUAGCCGUCCCCACGCGCGAAGCAGUCCCACGACGGGACACCCCCUUCCCUGGAGCGGCUCCAAUGAGGACCUGCCCGACACGCUGACGAGGCCCCCAGAGGGGGAGGCGCAGUUGGAGUCGGCCGACGGGGGAAGCGGCAGUGGGGAAGGCAGCGGGGAAGGCGGCGAGGAAAGCGGCGAGGAAAGCGGCGGGGAAAGCAGCGAAGAUUUCAGCGGUGCAGACUGCGAAGACUUCAGUGCUGCGGACUGCGAAGACUUCAGUGGUGCAGACUACGAACACUUCAGUGGUGCAGACUGCGAAGACGUGAGUGGCGUGAUCAACCGCCAACACCGCCAACAGCGCGUGGACAGCGCCAUGCGGAAGAAACCUAACGUAUACCUGAAGACGGUGAAAUUUUUAGAGACGCAAAUGCGUUACAGCAUCUUAGUAAUGAACAAAAAGGCCUUUUUAAAAUACUUGCAUGUUUAUCUCAAGGUCCUGCUGGAGUAUGUAGACGUGCAAAGGAUUCAGCAGAGCUUCCAGUACUUCAUCCAUACAGCAUUGUACCACUCGCAACUUUUCCUCUCCGAUUUACACAUAUUUUUAGAAAGCAUAGAUGAACCCUACUGGGUGGACACCAAUGCGUUACUCUCCAUGGGUGUGCACUUUUUCUUUUUGGUUCUCUUCAUUUAUCACAACUUUUUACUGCCCAUAUACAGCAGGGUGAAGAGUAGGAAGCACGGCAGCCAGGUGAACCCUCGCUUCCAACCCUUUCUGGCCUUCGUCAGGGAGUCGCAAAACUGCAUAUGUUACAUUCAGAGGAUCUUCCAGCGCAACUUUCGUUACAUUGCGUCUUCGUGA
Messenger RNA from Plasmodium cynomolgi strain B, 9570 nucleotides. Its product is annotated as WD domain G-beta repeat domain containing protein. The coding region runs from base 1 to 9570 and encodes 3189 amino acids. Lineage: Eukaryota; Apicomplexa; Aconoidasida; Haemosporida; Plasmodiidae. Gene Ontology annotation, cellular component: nucleus; CAF-1 complex. Gene Ontology annotation, molecular function: protein binding. The transcript is spliced from 2 exons. Gene Ontology annotation, biological process: nucleosome assembly; DNA replication-dependent chromatin assembly. The record is from RefSeq and is a predicted model, not a curated record.